CCAAAAAUAUUUGUAAAUGGCGGCCGAAUUAUUCGUCAAUUGGAAAAAAAUUUUUAAAAAAUCUGAACUUGCUCUUCAUUGGUUCAUUCAAAUUCACACGGAUUGCACCCGAAUAACUUCCAACCGUCGAUAAGUUCCACAUCUAACGGCAGUCAUUGACCAUUCGCCCCGCUCCACCUCUUCCAAAACCACCGCUAUAAAAUACUCGAACCUCGCAUUGUCGGUACAUAAUCUUUCGUGAAUUCCAAUCCACAGCGUCUAAUUUCAAAGCUGAGAGUUUUAUUUGUUGAAGCAUCAGGGUUGGUUCGAAGCAAAAUGGAUGUUGGAGGAAAGGUAAAGAAGGGGGCUGGAGGAAGAAAAGGCGGUGGUCCAAAGAAGAAGCCUGUUUCAAGGUCCGUCAAAGCUGGACUGCAGUUCCCCGUCGGAAGGAUCGGCCGUUACUUGAAAAAAGGAAGGUAUUCGCAGAGGGUCGGAACCGGAGCUCCAGUUUAUUUGGCUGCCGUUCUUGAGUACUUAGCUGCUGAGGUUCUGGAAUUGGCUGGAAAUGCAGCACGUGACAACAAGAAAAACAGGAUUAUCCCAAGGCACGUGUUACUCGCCGUGAGGAAUGACGAAGAACUCGGGAAGCUUCUCGCCGGCGUCACCAUCGCUCACGGUGGCGUCAUACCGAACAUCAACCCUAUUCUUUUGCCGAAGAAGACUGAUAAGGCUCCCAAGGAACCCAAAUCUCCAUCAAAGGCUACCAAGUCCCCGAAGAAGGCUUAGUUUGAUUAAGAAACUUAUAUUAUUAGGCUUUUGUUUUCCUUGUGAUUUUGGGGUCUUUAGGAUUUUGUUUGUCAUUGUUGAUGUGUAGGGGAAAAAAGUUUCAAGCAAAAUUGAAGAUUUUAUUAUUAUUGUUAGAAUCCCAUUAUCUUGUACGUGAUUUUAAUGGAAAUGAAACUACUUGUUUCUG
This is a messenger RNA of Durio zibethinus, 952 nucleotides long. Its product is annotated as histone H2A-like. NCBI's taxonomy places the organism in Eukaryota, Viridiplantae, Streptophyta, Magnoliopsida, Malvales, Malvaceae. Gene Ontology annotation, cellular component: nucleosome. The record is from RefSeq and is a predicted model, not a curated record. Gene Ontology annotation, molecular function: protein heterodimerization activity; structural constituent of chromatin; DNA binding.